This is a messenger RNA of Hermetia illucens (black soldier fly), 3181 nucleotides long. RefSeq names its product DCN1-like protein 3 (gene SCCRO3). Lineage: Eukaryota; Metazoa; Arthropoda; Insecta; Diptera; Stratiomyidae. Gene Ontology annotation, biological process: protein neddylation; positive regulation of ubiquitin-protein transferase activity. Bases 1178 to 2125 code for a protein of 315 amino acids. Gene Ontology annotation, molecular function: cullin family protein binding; ubiquitin conjugating enzyme binding; ubiquitin-like protein binding. The record is from RefSeq and is a predicted model, not a curated record. The transcript is spliced from 6 exons. Gene Ontology annotation, cellular component: ubiquitin ligase complex.
AGCGCAAUUCCUCGCUCCACGGCUUUUUGCCAUAUUCCUUGUUGUUUUCCUGAGGUGUGUGUGGCAGAUCGUAGCAGCUGGAACUGAUUCCGAGCCUGAUUUGCAGCUAGAAAUGUGCGUAGAUUCGGGCGUUUGAUUUUGAACUCUAGCUCAACACCCAGUAUACCGUCUGACAUGACGUAAAGUGCAAGGUGGCGAAGUAAAUGUUUGUAUUGUGUUGAAAGUGUCGCAAGUGACCAUCGGAAACAGUUCUCGAGUACGUACGUGCAAUGGAGUGAAUUCGCGAGAGUGAUUUCUUGCAAUCCGAGUAGUAAAUUGUUUGGAUCGUCGAACAAAUUUCAACUGAAAAAUCGUGCCAAUUAAACCCAUUCGUAAAAAGACUGGUGCCAAUUUAACUUAAACCUUAUAAUAGCCACAAAAAGAGUACAAGUAACAAUGAAAAGCAACAUAUUAGGAGCAAACGACAAGUAAACUAUGACGCGAUUAUCGAUCAACCAAAUAUUGAGAAUCUUGGAAAAAUGGCUCAAACAUAAAGCCUAGGAGAAAUGAAGUAGAGAUAAUACACGAGGGCAGCUAAGAUCAGCUACUGGAAGCUCACAAGAGCGCACAAUAACGCAAACAUUCAUUGAUCUACUGAUUUCCGCCGUUAAUUUUUUUGUUAUUUCAUUUUUUCCACGAUUCACGGUUAAGUAUAUUUUACUUUUAUUCGAUUCUGCAUUUCCCUCGUCACUUACUCGGCGGUAUUUAUUGGUGUCGUCGGUGUUUCAUAUGUGUGAUCGUAUUGGCUUCGAAUAGUCUUCAAAGAGAAGUCAUCAGACUUCCCACGUCCAAGUCUGAAAAUUGUCUCUCUUUCUCUCACGUGAAAACAGAGUAAUUGUAAAAGUAGUAAUAAAAUCGUAGUUAGGAAAAUGCAGUUUAAAUUAAAGUAAAUUAUUUUUUCCUGCCGUUUCGUUCGCAUUUUAACUAUCGACGGUUUUUGAGAUGUUACAUUUGUUUUAUAAUGGCUUACGGGAACAUCGUAGUGAAAUAUCCAGCGCAAUAAAAACAGUAAUCGUAACUUUUUAAAAAGAAAUAAGAGUGAGAAUUACUAUCAAGCGGAUCUAGUAAGAUUAACAGGGCCGUAAUCAGUUAACUUAACCAUUUCCAUCCGAAGUCUUCUUUGCAACAUCCAAAUAUUAUGGGUAAUUGUCUUACAUGUUUCAAAUCGUCAUCGGAUCAGAUGUGCUCGUCUGCACCGACAUCGCAAGCUGCAAAUGUUGUCGAUUCAAGAAGUGGUGCGGGCACUACACUCGAUAGGAACAUGUACGCUGAUCGGCCGGGAGAAACAGAUGAGCUACUAUCUCAUAAUCAGCAGCAUCUUACAAAUCUCAGCUAUUCCGGUGAAACGAAACGAAGUAGUUUUAAGAAGCCAAUAGUUUUGUUAAAUGGCAAUACUAACAAUAUGGGUGAUAUUAUUACGACUGUUAAAGAACCACAACAAGUCUCAGAUAACACGCUAAAUCAACUUUUCGAAGAGUACAAAGAUCGCAAUGAGGAUGCAAUCUUGUCAGAAGGUAUUGUCCGACUGUGUAAAGAUUUAGGGUAUGAACCGGACGAUUUCGCAAUAUUGGUGCUAGCGUGGCUUUUGGAUGCUUCACAAAUGUGCCGUUUUACCAAGUCGGAGUUCAUACAAGGAUUGCAAGCGAUGCCAGCCGACACUAUUGACACAAUACGCGAGAGACUGAAACAGAAGAUUGAAGAGCUGAAGACGGAUAGCGAAAUGUUUAAACAGUUGUAUCGGUUCACAUUCCGAUUUGGUCUAGAACCAGAUCAACGGAUUUUAUCGAUCAACAUGGCAAUCAGUCUAUGGCGAUUAGUCUUCACAAAUCACACGCCAGAAAUAUUAGAAAGUUGGCUCAAUUUUCUCAGUAACAUCCAAUGUAGAGGAAUCCAAAAGGACACGUGGAACAUGUUCUUAAUUUUUGCGGAAACAUGUGAUAUAAACCAAUACGAUGACACCGAGGCCUGGCCAAGCUUAUUCGAUGAUUUCGUUGAGACGGAACGAUUGAAACAGAGCCAACGAGCAGCAGACGCAACAGCAAACCAUUCAACAAAUAAAGACUCGGAAACGAAUGAUAUCUUAUAGUAUUAAAUUUCAUCAUUUUCAAUUAUCCUUUACUUGAUUGUUUUGUAAUAUGACGCAUCUGGAAGAAUUAAUUUUAUGUUAAAAUAUUUUUAAGGUAUAAAGUAAUUUUAUAUAACCUAUUUAUUUGUCAUGCACUGCAAUAAAUAUAGGGGAUGUGAGGAGGCGGGAGUAUUUACUGCAGUUCGCAAGGAAACCUUUCAGUUUUUAGUUUUCGAUGUCUUAUGAAUGUGAUAAUUGUCUUUGAUUUUGACUUUACAAGAAAUCCGACAUUUCAAACAGCAUGCAGACAUGCUUAUUGGUUUCAAGACUCCCCGAAUAGUACAGCAUUGAUUCGUUGAAAAACGAGAGAUUACCAACUCAAGGGAGACCCAAGCAGAAGCACAGAUCAGCAGACAAUUUAGUUUACUAAAGUUGUAUUCAUUGAAAAACUUCCAUUUCCAGUCGAUAUAAUUACGUUCUCCGAUUUAGCUAGACAUUGUAUUGUGAUAAAGACGUUAUUCAAUUGAAAUAUGGGUAAUGUAACAAAUAUCAAUAAGUAAACAAAUGCAGAAUGUAAUGUAGUCGUGAAUUAGAGAAUGCGAAUAUUGACGAUGUCCGAAGUGAGUUUCAGUUAUUAAUAAGCAACAACCACGCAGAACUAUAGUACAUCAAGUUAUGCCCGAAUAACAUGCGAAAUUGAAACGGAAACACGCUAACUGCCAGAGCCUUUCUGAAAACUGUAGACCUAUAGAUCAAAGCACUUUAAAGGUAGAGUAUCGUCCAGCAACGCAGAGGUACUGUAUCGAUCUGUAAAUAGCAAAAUCCAACUUAAGGAAAUAUCGGAUAAAUGCGUUUUACAUAACACGGUGUAAAGCAAAACAAAGCUGAAACUAACUGUAUAUGGAAUUAACGAAAUUAGGUCAGAUAUAGUUUGUUUGAUUUGAUUUGAAGGUGAAAACAUUAAGUUAAACGCAAAGUUGUCUAUUAAAAUUGCAAAAUGAAUGGAAUCUUUUCAAUAUAUCAAGAGAGGAAGAAUAUUUUAAUGUAAAUAUUUCUUAAAAUAAAACUGGACUUUUC